This is a messenger RNA of Hevea brasiliensis (rubber tree), 1712 nucleotides long. Its product is annotated as probable protein phosphatase 2C 25. Gene Ontology annotation, biological process: protein dephosphorylation. Lineage: Eukaryota; Viridiplantae; Streptophyta; Magnoliopsida; Malpighiales; Euphorbiaceae. The transcript has 4 exons. Bases 203 to 1345 code for a protein of 380 amino acids. The record is from RefSeq and is a predicted model, not a curated record. Gene Ontology annotation, molecular function: protein serine/threonine phosphatase activity; cation binding.
AGGUAAAACUCCAGUCCCCUGAAACACGACGCCGUAUCUCCACUUCAUGCGUAUAUAUAGCUAACGUUCCCUGUAAUGUUUCGUUCAGCAAGAAUUAACAUUACGCAGAAAACGGAAGAAGAAAAGGAGAGGAAGAAGAAAACCAGUUGAAGGAUAAGCAAAUCGGAAAUUUUGUUACCUUUGGAAAACGAAAUCAAACGAGAUGGCAGGCCCCGUGGCGGUACACGUGCCCAACUCGCCGAUAUUUUCAUCGCCGAGAAUGUCUUCCAUCUUUUGCAAGCCAUGUCCGUCGCCUACAAUCCAUGGCUCACAAUCCCCUACGUCAUUGUCGUUACAAGCGUCAUCGUCGUUACAAGCGUCAUCGUCUUCACCUUCUGCGUCUCCGAAAUCGCCUUUGGCUAUUCGUGUUAAUGAGAAAAGGUUGGAAGCGAAUUCGGGUGCGUUGUUGAAGAGGAAGAGGCCCGGGAGGAUUGCUAUCCCGGUGAUGAAUGGGGUUUGGGGAUUUGGUUUAGAGACGCCGAGACGUGAGGAGGAGAGGGUGGAGGUUAUGGAGGCUGAAGGAGAUGGGUAUUCGGUUUAUUGUAAACGAGGGAGAAGAGGGCUCAUGGAGGAUCGAUACUCUGCUUUCGUUGAUGCCAACGGAGAUUCUAAACAGGCUUUCUUCGGUGUUUUUGAUGGGCAUGGUGGCUCAAAAGCAGCGGAAUUCGCUUCGAAGAAUUUGGAGAAGAACAUUAUGGCAGAGGUCUCAAGCAGAUGCGGAGAGGAAAUGGGAAUUGAAAUGGCAAUUAGAAAUGGCUACUUGACCACAGACAGAGAGUUCCUAAAGCAAAGCGUUGGUGGUGGUGCUUGUUGCGUCACAGCAUUGAUUCACAACGGCGACCUUGUGGUUUCCAAUGCCGGUGACUGCCGGGCUGUUAUGAGUCGUGGUGGAGUUGCUGAGGCUCUCACCUCUGAUCACCAGCCUGCCAGGAAAGACGAAAGAGACAGAAUUGAAGCCUUGGGCGGUUAUGUGGAUUGUUGCCAUGGUGUUUGGAGAAUACAAGGGUCUCUUGCUGUAACUAGAGGAAUUGGAGAUCGAAAUCUGAAACAAUGGGUGAUUUCAGAACCAGAAACUAAAGUUUUAAAGAUUAAGCCUGACUGCGAGUUCUUGAUCUUAGCCUCUGAUGGUCUCUGGGACAAGGUUACUAAUCAAGAGGCAGUAGAUCUUGUUCGCCCUUUAUGCAUAGGUGUUAACAAGCCAGAACUAUUCUCUGCUUGUAAAAAGCUGAAUGAAUUGUCAUCAAGGAGGGGCUCAAUUGAUGAUAUAAGUGUGAUGAUAAUCCAGUUGGGUAGUUUCAGUCCCUAAUUUUACAUCUAGCAUAGAAGAAUUCAGGAUGGAGAUGUUUGAAUUUUGCAUCUCCUGCAAGUGUUUUCUCUUUUUCUCAAGAAACUUGCAGCAACAGAAUCUGUGGAUGGCAGGCACCUGAUGUGAAAUUUUAACCUUGUCAUCUAGUUGGCUGUUGAUGGCGGAGGUGUUGACUGUAGCUUAUGAUGAUUGGGAGGACUGGUUUAUGUGCAGUUGUGCACUGUCCUGAUUGUAAUGCUAUCCCAUCUGUGUUCAAUUGGAUCUGAUGUAUAUAGGCUAAAAUUGGAAGCAUAUCUAACAAUCUAGGCCUUGUAUUCAAUUUUCCAAAUAUAUAUACACAUUUAUAUACAAAAAAUUUUCAUUUUCC